Molecule: messenger RNA, 3776 nt
Organism: Tachysurus vachellii
Lineage: Eukaryota; Metazoa; Chordata; Actinopteri; Siluriformes; Bagridae
Gene: cfap57
Product: cilia and flagella associated protein 57
Exons: 21
Coding region: 4-3678 (1224 amino acids)
Molecular function (GO): protein binding
Source: RefSeq, a predicted model, not a curated record
AUAAUGGCUGAAGUGGAGCUUCACCCGCACCACGUGUUCGGUUUGCGAGCAGCAGUGAGGAAUAAUUUGUUCUUUCUUGACGAGCAAACUGUCGUUUAUCCGUCUGGGAACAACUGUGUGUGCUACAACAUACACCAACGAUGCUACAAGUUCAUGGCAGGUACGGAGAGGAGCCAGGGCAUGCAGGCGCUCGCCAUCAGUCCCAACUGGCGGUAUCUGGCCGUGUCAGAGCGCGGUGAGAGAGGCACCAUCACUAUUUACGACCUUCAGCACGAACAGAACCGUAGGAGGAAGGUGCUGACGGGCGGCGAUGUCAGCGUGCAGGAGUUUGUCUAUAUGGCAUUCUCUCCCGACUCGAAGUACCUGCUGGGUCAGGGUGGAGGACCCGAGUGGACCCUCAUAUACUGGCUCUGGGAGAAGAAUAAGGUCAUGGCUACGGUGAAGAGCACUAAUGUUGGCCCUGUCCAUCAGAUCAGCUUUAACCCACAGGACAGUACGCAGGUCUGCGUCAGUGGGAACGGCGUGUUCAAGCUUUUCCGUUACGUCGAUGGUGCUCUGAAACAGACCAACUCUGCAAAGCUUGAGACGCAGAACGUCCUGUCUCAUGCAUGGAUGUCUGAGGAGCGCAUCAUCGCUGGAACGGAGAUGGGACGACUGCUGGUGUUUGAGUCAGGAGACCUGCGUUGGGACAUGAGCGUGACCAAUAAGAAAACUGAACAGGAGAAAAAGAGACCAACAGAGGACGAGACCCCAUCAGCUCCAGCCUCGAUGCCGCGAGUGACUGUCAUCAAAGCUUAUUCUAAAGGUUUUGCAUGUUCGGCUGGUCCAGGAACUGUGUGUCUGUUUGAGAAAAGUGAGGAAAAGAACAACUACAGACAAAUCAGGGAAAUAAGGAUACCCCCAGACCCAUGCAGCAAUGAGCCAGGUCAGGCGGAGCAGCAGGAGAUCACCUCCAUGUGUAUCAGCCCAACAGAGGAGACUCUGGCCAUCAGCACAGACAGGGGUCAGAUCUACCUCAUUGCACUCGCCUCUGCUGAGAUUAGCAAGGGUAUCCAGGCUCAGUUUGAGUUUCUUUCCCACUCUUUUCACUCUGGGAUCAUCACCGGUCUGUCUGUCUGCGUCCGCAAGCCACUCGUCGCCACCUGCUCCAUGGACCACUCCAUACGCAUCUGGAAUUAUGAGACCGGUGUUUUGGAGCUGUAUAAGGAGUUCCAGGAGGAGUCGUACAGCGUGGCCCUGCACCCGUCGGGUCUCUUCGUCCUGGUCGGCUUCUCCGACAAACUCCGCCUCAUGAACCUGCUCAUCGAUGACAUCCGCACCUUCAAGGAGUUCACUGUGCGCUGCUGUCGAGAGUGUGUGUUCAGUCACGGGGGUCACAUGUUCGCCGCUGUCAACGGUAACGUGAUUCAUCUCUACUCCACCACCACCUUCGACAACAUCCUGAAUCUGAAAGGUCACAGCGGCAAGGUCCGGUCGGUGGUGUGGAGCUCUGAUGACAGUCGCGUGGUGUCGUGUGGGAUGGACGGAGCCGUGUACGAGUGGAACGCUCUGAGCGGCCAGCGCGAGUCCGAGAGCGUGUUGAAGUCGUGUAGCUACACCAGCGUAGCGUUUUCACACAACACCAGGAGCACACUCGCUGUGGGAAACGACUGCACACUGAAGGAGAUCCAGGACUACAAGGUCCUGAGGGAAGUCGCCUCGGAUGACGUGAUCUACACAGCCAUCGUCAUGACUCGCUCAGGUCGAGCUCUCUUCACCGGGACCUCCAGCGGCACCAUAAGGGCCAUCAAGUACCCUUUACUUCUGCAGAAGGACUGGACCGAGUACCAGGCUCAUUGUGCUCCCAUCACUAAAAUGGUGAUCACGUUCGAUGAUCAGUUCCUGCUGAGCGCUUCAGAAGAUGGCUGUAUCUUCAUCUUUAAAAUCACUGAGCAGGAAGGACGAGGGCUGAAGAGGGACAAAGCGAUAAGCUAUGCCGAGGAGAUCCUCAUCACCAGGUCUGAUCUGGAGGAGAAGAACCAAAUCACGAUGGAACUUAAGACCCGUGUAGAAGAGCUGAAGAUGGAGAACGAGUACCAGCUGCGUCUUAAAGACAUGAACUACAACGAGAAGAUCAAGGAGCUCACUGAGAAGUUCAUCCAGCAGAUAGAGUCACUUACAAACCAAAACCAGGUGCUGGAAUCAGAGAAGGAGAAGCAGGAGAUCACACACCAGGUGGCGCUAAAGGAUAUUACAGAGAGCCACGCUAAAGAGCUGCAGGAUCUGGAAUCCACCAACAACCAAAAGCUGAUGCUGGAGUACGAGAAGCAGCAGGAGAUGCAGCUGAAAUUGCGGCGGAUGCAGGAGAGCUAUGAGGUGAAGCUGCAGAAUCUAGAGGAUGGACAAGUGCGUGCCCUGGAGGACAUGACGCAGUUUUACGAGUCCAAGCUGCAGGAGAAGUUGUUCGAGCUGGACCAGUGUCAGGACGCGUCUCAGCAGCAGUUACGAGAGUUUGAGGAAAUAAAGACACAGAUCGAGGAAGACGGCGACCUCGAGCUCCACGACAUCCGAGUCAAAUACGAACGCAAACUCUGGGAGGAAAAGGAGACCAACUUGAAGCUCGGCGGAGAGACGAGAGUCAUGAAGAAGAAGUUCACCAGCCUGCAGAAGGAGAUCGACGACCGCAACCUGGACAUCGAGAAGCUGAAGGUGGAGCAGCAGAAGCUCCAUGGAGUCAUCAGGGCUCUGGAGAAGGACAUCAUGGGACUGAAGAGAGAGAUCCAGGAGAGAGACGAGACCAUCCAGGACAAGGAAAACCGCAUCUAUGACCUUAAGAAGAAGAACGAGGAGCUGGAGAAGUUCAAGUUUGUGCUGGAUUACAAGGUCAAUGAGCUAAAGAAGCAAAUCGAGCCACGUGAGAAUGAGGUGAAGGAGAUGAAGGAGCAGGUCCAUGAGAUGGAGGCUGAACUGGAUCAGUUCCAUAAGAAGAGCACUCAGCUGGAGCUCACCAUCUCCCAGCUGAAGCUGAAGAUCAAAGCCAUGGAUAAGGAGAAGCAGAAAGAGAUGCAGAGGGUCAGAGAUGUAGAAGCUCUACUGCACAGGCUGAAGACCGAGCUUCACCACUGUGUGGGCUUCAUCCAGGAGCCGAAGAAGCUGAAGGAGAGCAUUCGAGACAUUUAUGACCGCUAUGUCCAUCAGUCAGAUGUGGUGGAGAUAGCAGGAGUGGAUGCAGAUGUUCAGCAUGAGUACAGCAGGCAGCGGGAUCACAUGGAGAGGAACAUGGACUCUCUCAGAAGGAGACUAGCCAAGGACAUCAAAGUUCAUGAAGCAAAGAACAUCAAGCUCAUGAAGGAGAACGUCUCUCUUAUCAAAGACAUUAAUAACUUGAGGACAGAGCUGAGGCUGAUGCGAGCACAGAUCCAUGACUACGAAACCCAGAACGGCUUCAAUAAGCACAAGUCCAAGAGCGCCACCUACAUCAAGCGUGAGUCACUGAGCACUCCAGCAGCAGCAGCAUCCCUGGGGGCGUCACGGCUGAACACUGAGGGUGAGGCUGAGCACAUCAUACAGCAGCAGCGCCUCGAGAUCCAGCGGCUGAGGCAGGAAAUACUAGGUCAAGGUCAAGGUCAAGGUCAGGAUCAAAGCUUUGUCCUGCCGAGACUGUCGAGCAACAUCAAACUACCUGCCCUCAGCACCUAAACACUAUUUACAACAUGUACACACUCCUCACACACUCAUUACACCACAUACACACUCCUCACACACUCAUUACACCACAUACACACUCCUCACACACU